GUUAUUUGUUUGUUAUAGUCAACUAUGUGUACUCCAGGUCCGAUGCAGCAGUAUCCGGUACUGUUGCGCCUGGUAAGUUAUUGGCUGUAAUGGGUCCUAGUGGUGCUGGCAAAACGACCCUGCUCAAUGCACUCACCGGUAGAAAUAUGGGCAAAAUGUCGGUCACCGGAGAUGUGCUAAUAAACGGCCGGCCGGUAAACGGGCGGACUCUGGCCUCCAUCUCGUCGUAUAUCCAACAAAACGAUUUGUUUCAUCCAUUGCUUACCGUUAGAGAG
Medioppia subpectinata is the source of this 275-nucleotide messenger RNA. NCBI's taxonomy places the organism in Eukaryota, Metazoa, Arthropoda, Arachnida, Sarcoptiformes, Oppiidae. The record is from the annotation of a GenBank genome assembly.